UCGUAGAUUUAUAAACAAACCAGUUAAACUAAGAGCAGCGCUGAGGGAAAUCCAGAUGGUUGUGUUAGCUGCUGAAGCGCGUUGCCGCUCUUGAACGUAUCCUCGGUUUAUAUUUGGCUUAAAGGAGACGCAACAAAGCGCACAAAAUGGUUGCGCUCUAGGCCCGGGCGAAUAAGUAGGUUUACUAUGGCUUUAAGAGCGAGAAAAUAGGGUCUGCUUCUUUAAAAUUAUAUCAGUUUAUUGUUGAAUAGAUAAUUAAGAAAAGUUUAAAGUUUCUUAUCAAUAAAUAUAAGCAUUUAAUUUCCGACGAAGCCAACAGAAAAAUGCAACACUGUACGAUAAGGGCCGCUUGCAACCAAACCGUCUUUAAAACAGAUGUGGUCAGUUUUUCCUCACUUUGCAUGUAAACCUGCGUGACUUCAAGAGAAAUUUGAGGUAGGCUGUAGUGUCCCUACGGUGAUGGAACCGGCCGCCGAUGUAAAUAAAGGUGAAGAGCCGAUGGAGGACAAGGCCUCGGAGCAGACCCCGGCCACCAGUGUGGCCGGUACACCGCGGAGGGGGCUCAGAGAGCGGGGAGCAGGCCGACCUAGGUCCAGCCUCUCCGCUCCUGCUACAGACGUUAACGGAGCUGCGUCGAGCCCACUGACCUCAGGACGGGUUUUAAGAGACAGGUCAACGAGGGCAGUACCUGCCUGGCUAAAGGACUCCAAGAGUGAUGACGACGACGACGAACCGAGCCCAGACAGCGGUGUGACCAAGCGGAGGAAAGUUUCCAACUCCAGGCGGAAGAAAAAUUUGGAUUCUGCGGGUCUGGUUGAAGGUGGAGAAGGGGUCGCAGGAGACAGCCUUCAAGGCACAGAUUUAGAAGACCACAAGAAACCUGCCACAGAUGCUCAAGCUCUUCCGUCUAGACGCCCCCCAGCACAGACUGGUGCCAAGCCCCCAGCUGGCAGGGCCAUCAGAGCUUCUGCCAAGCCUGUGUGUAAGACUGAACCUGGGAUGGAGAAUCCAGCUGUGGAUGAAGGGGAAAACACUAAGGAAAAUGAAAAGAAAGAGGAGGAAUUUGAAGAGGCACCUGAGCAAAUCCUGGAUGAAGAAGACCCCUCAUUUCAGGACGACCCAAAUGAUCUCAGCUACCAGCCACAGAGUCAGAGCGGUGUAGAGGAGGAAGAGAGUAUAAGCAGCGAUGAAGAUCUUCCCUUCAAAGACGACUUAAAUGACCAGAGUUAUGACCCAAGGGCUGAAAGGGAUGGCCCUAAACCAAAACGCAGAGUCCCUCCAAAACAAAAAGAAAAGAGGGAAAAGGAUAAAGCGCCUAAGAAAGAAAAAGAGGUCCCUGAGAUAAAAGUGGAAGGUUCAGACAACAUGGAGAGUGUCCAAGAGGAAGUGAAGCUGGAAGAAGAAGUAGCUGAAGAUCCAGAUGGACCCAGGAAGAGAGGCCGCCGGAAAAAAGAUGACAAAACGCCACGGCUACCAAAGAGACGGAAGAAGCCCCCCGUGCAGUAUGUGCGCUGUGAAAUGGAAGGAUGCGGGACCGUGUUGGCUCAUCCUCGAUACCUUCAGCACCAUAUAAAGUACCAGCACUUACUCAAGAAGAAGUAUGUUUGUCCUCACCCUUCUUGCGGGAGGCUCUUCCGUCUACAGAAGCAGCUGCUGCGUCAUGCAAAGCACCACACAGACCAGAGGGAUUACAUCUGUGAGUUCUGUGCUCGUGCCUUCAAGAGCUCCCACAAUCUGGCUGUGCAUCGCAUGAUACACACUGGAGAGAAACCCCUACAGUGUGAGAUCUGUGGCUUCACAUGCCGCCAGAAGGCAUCUCUGAACUGGCACAUGAAGAAGCAUGACGCUGAUGCCACCUAUCAGUUCUCCUGCUCCAUUUGUGGCAAGAAAUUUGAGAAGAAGGACUGCGUGGUGGCACACAAGGCUAAGAGUCACCCAGAAGUGCUAAUCGCUGAGGCGCUAGCAGCCAAUGCCGGUGCCCUGAUCACAACCCCUGCCUCCUUGCUGGAGCUGCAGGGAAACCCAAUGCAGGCAGAGGUCACCAGCAUGGACGUGAGCCAUGUUGGGCAAGACGGUCAGGUGGAUCAUCUGGGUCAGGAUGGGCAACAUAUGGCUCAGGUGUCACAGAUGAGUCAUGUGACCCAGCAAGUGAGUCAUCAGGUGGUUUUGCUUGGGCAAGACCAGAGCCUCCAUACCAUGCAGGUGCCAGUAACAAUUGCCCUGUCACCUAUUGACCCCCCUUCACCGGCUGAGAACCAGCAGCAGACUCACCUCCAGCUCCAGAUGCCCGUCCAGUUUGUGCAGACUGCUCAGCAGGCGCAGCAGUUGACCCUUCAUUCCAGCUCGGUGGUGACCCAGCAUCAGCCCCAGCUCCAGCCUCUUCAGUCGUUCUCCUCCCAGCAGCAGAGCCAGGGGCAGACACAAAUCCUACAGAUGACCUUCCAGCCUGUCAGUCAGUCACAGACCCACAUUCAGCAGAUCCCCAUCUUAGCAACCUCUCAGCAGCUUCAGACCCUACAGACAGCCACUCCAAGCCCUCCUCUCCUCUCCACCUCCCAGUCCCAGAAUCCAGCCUCCACCAACGGAGACCGUUUUAUUCUGGACAAUCCUGUGCUCUCUUCUUCUUCCUCUCCGACAGGCAGCUCUCUUCAACAGACAGAAGUUGUGGGGGAGGACAGUGUGGUCUGGGAUGAGACAGGACAGGGGGAAGUGCUGGCUGAUGGCCCUGAGAGACAUGUCCAGCAGGGCCUCAUGUGAAACAAAGAUUCACACAAAGCAGAAGCUAAAUACCAGACACACUGUUUUGCCAUGUUUGAGGUAAAUGUAGGAUCACAAAUAUGUGUACUGUUCACUCAUUUUCAUACUUGGUAGCUUUUUAGAAUAUCUGUAUCAGGGAAAGAUAUGUUUGUGUAUGUUGUCAACUUUGUACAUAACAGCCCUGUAACUAGUCGUUUGAGUGUGUAUAUUGAUAGGUUUAUGUUGACAUUAUGCAAUAGUAUAGCCCAGCUCUGAGGAGUAACGUAAUAAAUCAAAUGUCUAAUAUGUGGUAUCAGAUAAGUUGGAAUAUAUGAAUUUAAUUUAUGUAAUGAAUUAACACAACACACAUUAUAAAGUCACAAACUUUUUGUGUAUAGGGUGAGUAAAUUCAGUUCAAAACACUGGACAAACUUUUUAGUUUAUCACAUUUUAAUGGAUCUUUAUUAGAUAAGGUUAAAAGAAAAAUAUGAGCUAACAUGUCAAACCCUAAAAGUAAGGAUGAAAACAGAUUCUUGCCAUACCCGUAAACAGUCACGUGGUGCACAUUUCAGAUUUAGGCAGCCAGUAAACCCACAUUGAUGACAUUAGUUCAGUUGUUAAUCAAAAUUGAUCUAGAGUUAUGAAAAAAUAAAAACCUGUAUACUCCCGAUUCCCUCUAACAUCAUCCUCAGCAGCCAAACGUGGACCUUUCUCAAAGUGAAUCACAUUAACAGUCACUGAUUUGUUAAUAACCUUUGAAAUGUAAUGUCUUGAUGAGCAAAACUACGUAGAACCUUAUAACCGCUCACCUUAGAUUUGUUCUAGCACAAACUAUAAAAACUGUCCAGGUAUAAGAUGUAAAUAAAUGUCUUGACAUUUA
Melanotaenia boesemani (Boeseman's rainbowfish) is the source of this 3616-nucleotide messenger RNA. Its product is annotated as E3 ubiquitin-protein ligase ZFP91. The record is from RefSeq and is a predicted model, not a curated record. Gene Ontology annotation, molecular function: transcription coregulator activity. Lineage: Eukaryota; Metazoa; Chordata; Actinopteri; Atheriniformes; Melanotaeniidae. The transcript is spliced from 12 exons. The coding region runs from base 460 to 2757 and encodes 765 amino acids. Gene Ontology annotation, cellular component: nucleus. Gene Ontology annotation, biological process: regulation of transcription by RNA polymerase II.